Melanotaenia boesemani (Boeseman's rainbowfish) is the source of this 4299-nucleotide messenger RNA. RefSeq lists its product as uncharacterized. Gene Ontology annotation, biological process: defense response to virus. Gene Ontology annotation, cellular component: cytosol. Gene Ontology annotation, molecular function: protein binding. NCBI's taxonomy places the organism in Eukaryota, Metazoa, Chordata, Actinopteri, Atheriniformes, Melanotaeniidae. The coding region runs from base 670 to 3867 and encodes 1065 amino acids. The transcript is spliced from 18 exons. The record is from RefSeq and is a predicted model, not a curated record.
UGAAAGACUAUUCACAAGACAUGCCAGUAGGUUUAGACCAAGGUCAGACCAAAUAGCUUAGAUCUUAGACCCUCCAGGUCUCAGUUAGCAGGUUAACGUUCAUCACAGUCCAUUUAGAACCAGACUGAAUCAGUACUGCAUGUUGGGAAGGCUGAAAGAAAAAACAGAACAUGGCAGCAGGGCUUAGGCUGGCAAAGCUGUGUCUGAACAGACCAGCAGACUUCUGGAACCAGGUCCUCUGGACAGACCAGACCACAGUGGACAUGUUUGGACUUCAUAGCAGCUGUCAGCACGGUGGUGGAGGGAUGGUGGUCUGGACACCUGCAGUCAUUGAUGGACCAUGAACUCGUCAGAUACCAGAGUCCAGACAUCAUCCUGACUGCAGGAGCCAGACAUGCUGGAGGUGAAGGAGGUCUCAGGGACCUUCAGAAAGCUGCAAACCUCAAUGACCUGAAGCAACAUUGGAAAGAAGGGGAGCAAAGUUCUUCCAUGAGAGACCGAUGACAUCAUCCAGGAAACCAGGACUGCAACUUCCUGCUGAUGUAGGAGCUUCUAGAACUGCUGAUGAUGGAGUGGAAGUAGGUUCUGUUCAGUAAAUAGGGACCUGGUCUGAUCUGUCAUGAUGAUCUGAGGUUUUAACAGCUGGUGAGUUUCACUGCUUCCUGAUCCAUGAAAACUGCUGAACGUCACCACUUCCCACCUGUGGGAAAAACUUUCUCUGAUUUCCUUAGUGAUCUACUCACCCGACUGAAGCAGCUGCAGAGCCGCUUCACCUGGGAUCUACAGGAGGAAAACCUGGACCUGGAGAGCCUGAGCAUUCGACUCCAGGAUCACAUCGAGCUCCAGCUGGGACAGCGUGGUGCAGCGGCUCGGUCAUUCAGCUUCCUGGCCUACGUCAGGUAUCUUCAGGGUCAGCCGGAGGAGGCACUGUCACUUCUAACCCAAUCAGAGCAGACGACCAAGGAGUGUUACGGUGAGGAGAACGAGCGGCGGCUCAUUGUGACGUAUGGAGACCUGGCCUGGUUAAAGUACCACACCGGAGACUACCAACAGUCACAGAGCUACUGGCAGAAAGUCCAGGACAUACUGGUAUGUACACAGCUGGGACCAGAACAUCCUGAUCCCAAAGACAUUGCUGGACCUGCAGCCCACCGAGGCCUGGACUCUACCAGACCUCAGAAGGUUCCUGAGGUAUCUAAAACUACCAGCAGCCUUGAGAGUCUGGAUCUUCUGGAUCUAGUGUGUUUCUGCUUUUGGGUCUGGUCAUCCUCCUGGAAAGAAAACUACCCAGUGGUGAAGCACCCAGCUGGUUCCUCCACAGGUCACCACCCAGAGGUGUUUGGGGAAAAGGCCUGGACCUACCUCAAGUUUUCAAGGUCUUACUACCCCAAAGCCAUGAAAUGCUUCCGGAAGGCUCUGGAGCUGCAGGCUGAGGACAGCGAGUGGAACGCCGGCUAUGCUAUUUGCCUGUUUCGAACGGAAAUGACGUCUGAAGAUGCUGAGCAGUCAUCCGCCAUCAGGCAGCUUCGCCGAGCUCUGGAGAUCACUCCCGAUGAUGGAGUUCUGCUGUCCAUGCUGGCUCUGAAGCUGUCCACCUACAACUGCCACCAGGAGGCUGAAGAUGCGGUGGAGAGAGCGCUGAAGAUCGAUCCCGAGAACCCUCAUGUCAUCCGCUACAUCGGCAAGUACCUGCGGAAUCGGGGAAAAACUGAUAGUUCUAUUGAUCUACUGAAGAGAGCUCUAGAGAGGACCAGCCAAUCAGCUUUCAUCCACCACCAGCUGGCGAUGUGCUACAAUAUCAAGAAGAAAUCUGCUCUGCAGACCAGACCUUACAAAAAAACAGAGAUAGAUGGAGAGGUGCAGCAGUGGAGGCGUCAGUGCAUUGAUCACCUUGAAAAGGCCAUCAGCAUCAAACCAUCAUUUGAUCUGGCUCGGGCUGAUCUGGCUCUGAUGUACGGAGAGGAGAAGAAUUUCACCAGGGCAGAAGAGUUGUUCCAGCGAGGUCUGCAGAGGUUACCUGAGAUAUCAGAGAAAGGCAUUAGGCAGGUGUACCAUCAGCGCUACGGCGACUAUCACUACUAUCACACCAAGACAGAGGUUAAAGCCAUCACUUCCUACAAAGAGGGUCUGUUGCUGACCCCAAACACGUGGGAGUGGAACCAGUGUGUGAAGAAGUUGAAGCAGAUAGCAGAGCGACGUCUCAGAGAGGAUGAAGACGACAGUCAGGCUUAUGCUCUGCUGGCUCAGGUGGCCCAAGCUAAGGGCGACAAGAAGAAGGCUGCAGAGUUUUAUGAGUCAGCUCUGGACUGUGAUGGAAACAACAGCGAGUUCCUGAGUGCUCUGUGUGAUCUACGUCUGGAGUUGAACAAACAGCACCUCCAGGUCAGAUGUGAUCUGUUUCCAUCUAACACACCUUUCUGUGUGAGCUGCAGCGAUGCAGAGGAUCUCCACUGCAGGCUGGAGCAGCUGCAGAGUCGCUUCACCUGGGAUCUGAAGAACAACGACCUGGAGCUGGACGACCUAAACAAGCAGCUGCUGCACGAUAUGGAGCUGCAGCUGGGACAACGGGGCGCCAUGACACACUCCUACAGAAACCUGGCUUAUGUGAGGUAUCUUCAGGGUCAGCCGGAGGAGGCGCUGUCACUUCUCAUCCAGUCAGAGCAGAAGACCAAGGAGUGUUACGGUGAGAACGAGCGGCGGCUCAUUGUGAUGUACGGAGACCUGGCCUGGCUAAAGUACCACACCGGAGACCACCAACAGUCACAGAGCUACUGGCAGAAAGUCCAGGACAUACUGGUGGAGCAUCCAACCCAGUCACCCACAGUCCUCCACCCAGAGGUGUACGGAGAGAAGGCCUGGACCUUUCUCAAGCUCUCUAAAUCCUACUAUGACAGAGCCGAGGAGUGUUUCUGCAGAGCUUUGGAGCUACAGCCUGAAGACUGCGAAUUUAACAAUGGUUACGCUAUCGUUCUCUAUCGCACAGAACAGCAUGUUUUAGGACCGCACGCUGAAGCGUCACCAGCCAUCAAACAACUUCGCCGAGCACUGGAAAUAAACCCUGACGAUGCCGUCCUGCUGUCCAUGCUGGCACUGAAGCUGCUGUACUACCAGAAGCAUGAGGAGGCCGACAGGCUGGUGGAGAGAGCGCUGGAGAUCGGACCCGAGGACACCCAGGUCAUCCGCUACGUAGCCGUAUACCUCCGUAAGAAGGAUCAGCUGGAUGAAUGUAUUGAUCUGCUGAAGAAAGUGUUGGCUAACGGCAGCCAAUCAGCUUUCAUCCACCACCAGCUGGCUCUGUGCUACCUGAGGAAGAAGAAAGACCUGCUUCACAACUGGUCCCAGGGACGCAGACUAGAGAGAGACGUGCAGCAGUGGAGGCGUCUCACUAUUCAGCACCUGGAGGAAGCCGUCCUGCUGAAGGACAGCAUGAGCCAAGCCAAGGCCGAGCUGGCUCUGCAGCACGCCGAGGACUACAACAUGACCAGAGCUCAUCAGCUGUUCGAUGAUGUCCUGGAGAAGAUGAAGGAAGAGUUCUGGAGUGUCCAUCAGGUCAUCUGUCGCUGCUACGCCGAGUUCUGCUGUUAUCACACCAAACAAAAAGAUCUCGCAAUCAUCUACUACAAAAAGGCUCUGGAGUUCAGUGUGGACUCAUCAGAGAAGAGACACUGCAUAAAGAAACUGAAGACAAUGGCAGAACGUCGUCUGGACAGGAACCCCAGAGACGCCACCGCCCACGGCAUUCUGGGAGCUGUGGCCAGAGCUGAGGGAGACUGGGAGAGGGCGGUGGAAUGCUACCAGAAAGCUCUGGAAGAAGACGGAGACAACGUGGAGUUUCUUUCGGCUCUGAGCCAUCUACAGCAGCUCUGAGGAGGAAGACCUCGGUAGACUUCGUCUUCAUCGCUGAAGACAUCAUCAUUUAUUCCACAGUCACUAAAGAAUGACUCAGCAUUUAUUGAUCAGAACCAGGAUCUGCUGGGAUAUUUUCAUGUUUUGGGGUUAACUAGAGUUCUUGAUAAGUGCUAUCUUAUGCCUUUAUGAAAGCUGAGAUUAGUGUACACACACACACACACACACACACACACACACACACACACACACACACACACACACACACAGUGCACAACAUGGGGUUGGACCAGGAAAGCACGAGGCAGCGUGGAUGUGGUCUCCUUCAGGGGUGUGGUCUAAACAUGGCUACUCUCCAGCCAAUCAGCAGCAUUCAGUGUGAAGGUUUUAUUUUCUCAGUGUCUGAUGCUGAAAAUGCUCCUCGUAAGUUUCAGGCUUCAAAUAAACAGUUUA